Cucumis sativus (cucumber) is the source of this 1445-nucleotide messenger RNA. Its product is annotated as syntaxin-31. Gene Ontology annotation, molecular function: SNARE binding; SNAP receptor activity. Gene Ontology annotation, biological process: endoplasmic reticulum to Golgi vesicle-mediated transport; intracellular protein transport; vesicle fusion. Gene Ontology annotation, cellular component: endomembrane system; Golgi membrane; SNARE complex. The record is from RefSeq and is a predicted model, not a curated record. NCBI's taxonomy places the organism in Eukaryota, Viridiplantae, Streptophyta, Magnoliopsida, Cucurbitales, Cucurbitaceae. The transcript has 6 exons. The coding region runs from base 171 to 1187 and encodes 338 amino acids.
ACCAAGCCCAUUACCUUCCCUCAUCGUCGUCGUUGGCCAGCAGAGGUCCAAAGCAUCACCGAUCAUGGUGUCUGAUAUGUUACUUGCGACAGCUACGUCUAACCAACGAACCAUCUUCAAUUUCAAUCCAAUGCCUUGAUUUUUUUCACCAUCACCACCACCAGCUGAAAAUGGGUUCCGCUUAUCGUGAUCGGACGUCGGAAUUUCGUUCACUAUUGGAGACGCUGAAGAAGAUUGGCGGAGCCACAUCCGCCAUGAAUCAAGCUCAAAAUGAACCAUCGGCGUCUACGCCCUCCGGAUCCCCGGCCUUUGCACGAUCAGAAUUCAGCAAAAAGGCCUCCCGCAUCGGAUUAGGAAUCCAAGAUACCUCUCAGAAGAUCGUGAGGCUCGCUCAGUUGGCGAAAAGAUCAUCAAUGUUUGAUGACCCAAUCAGGGAAAUACAGGAAAUGACUGCUUUGAUUAAGAAUGAUAUUACAUCCUUGAACGUAGCUAUCACAGAGUUGCAAACCAUCCAUAACAUGGAGACAACAGAGGGGAAUUCUUCAGAGGAUAGAGUGGUUCAUUCAACAGCUGUCUGUGAUGAUCUGAAGAGCAGACUUAUGGGUGCUACAAAACAGCUACAAGAUGUGCUAACCACAAGAACAGAGAAUAUCAAGGCCAAUGAGAGCCGGAGGCAAAUAUUUUCUGCAAAUGCAUCUAGGGAAAGUCCUUUUCAAAAUCAAGCCAAAGCUGUAACACAACCUCCACCUUGGUCAAGCAAUACAUCUGGAAGUGCCCAAUCAUCACUGUUGUCAUCAAAUGGAGCUCAAGUUGGGGGUCAAUUGAGACGAAGGUUAGCUGUGGAGAACAUGAACACCCCAUCACAGCAAAUGGAGAUGUCGAUGUUACAGCAGGUGGUUCCUAGGCAGGAAAAUUAUUCACAAAGUCGUGCAGUUGCUCUCCAUAAUGUGGAAUCCACCAUAUCAGAACUCAGUGGAAUUUUUUCACAUCUUGCCACAAUGGUAGCUCAUCAAGGAGAACUUGCUAUCAGGAUUGAUGACAAUAUGGACGAAUCAUUGGCAAAUGUAGAUGGCGCUCGGAGUGCUCUUUUAAGGCAUCUUAGCCAGAUAUCAUCAAAUAGAUGGCUUCUCAUAAAAAUAUUUGCCAUUUUAAUUAUUUUCUUGAUGGUCUUUAUUUUCUUGGCAUAAACUUCCAGCUCCCAAACAUUACUUUUAAAUUUUUUGCUGACGAUAUUAUAUGGCUUUCUCAAUGUCCAUCGGUUGUUUACACUUAUCUGAUAUUGCUGUAACUUGCCCCCUCCCCCUCUGUAGAUUCAUGGAUCUUACUUUUCAUUUUGGGGUUCCAUUAAGUUUUAUCAUGUACACGAAUGCAACAAAUUGCUUAUAUUUUUACAGAAAGAAGCAUAUAUACUGUAUUGUGAGAAUCUCAAAUUCAUUAAAUCUGAA